UCAUGUGGAUUACAAGCAAUGCAAUAAAAUUUUGGCGAUAUCAAUGGAAGAAGCAUGGGAGAUGCAUGUUUUGACCGUCCCGACGAACCUCUUUAUUAUUUUAACACUACUUUAGAGUUUGUCGAGAAACAUAAUAUGUUUGAAAUCCUUACAAAAGGAGGCGUAGAACCUGAUGAUAUGGGUGGAUAUAGUGGUUCUGAGAUUGCUCGUGCGAUUACUGAUACUUUAGAAUUACAAGUUGAAAUUGUUUUUUAUAAAAUUGGCGAACGUUUACAACUUUCCGAGGUGAGAGUAUGCUUUGCAAGGAAUGGUUCAAGAAUGGCAUGCCCUACUCCAUUUAGAGUAUGUCAAGAGUCUGACACCAUAUGGUUCCUUCCUGGUUAGCAGCAAACCCACGCUUAGGUGAAAGGGAUCAGUUGACCCUCUCUCAAAAGCUUUAAUAUUUUCAGGGGUUUUAUUCGCAUGGGUGAGGUUGGGGCUUGGUUUAUUUACUUCUAUGGAAGCUUUAUGUAAGA
This is a messenger RNA of Tripterygium wilfordii, 515 nucleotides long. RefSeq lists its product as uncharacterized. Gene Ontology annotation, molecular function: RNA binding; ribonuclease T2 activity. The coding region runs from base 55 to 384 and encodes 109 amino acids. Lineage: Eukaryota; Viridiplantae; Streptophyta; Magnoliopsida; Celastrales; Celastraceae. The transcript is spliced from 2 exons. The record is from RefSeq and is a predicted model, not a curated record.